This is a messenger RNA of Heterocephalus glaber (naked mole-rat), 2085 nucleotides long. It is a transcript of the gene Angpt1, whose product is annotated as angiopoietin 1. The record is from RefSeq and is a predicted model, not a curated record. Gene Ontology annotation, biological process: blood coagulation. Lineage: Eukaryota; Metazoa; Chordata; Mammalia; Rodentia; Bathyergidae.
GUGUAAGACGAUCUGCCGGGCCGGGCCAGCCGCCGCGCGGGCACACGCUCGCAUUCCUGUCAAGUCGGCCUCCGACCAGGCGUGCCUGUGCAACCUUAAUAAAAGCCUCUGAGCGCGGCAGGCCGGCCGGCCGGCCCUUGCGCUGUCAGUGCCCGCGGCCGGCGGCGCAUGGCCCGCGCGCAGUAGCCGCUGGGGCCAUGGGGGCGCCCCCCGGCCUGGCGCUGCUGGCCCUGGCGCUCGCGCUCGCCCCGACGCCCGGCGCCCGCAGGCUCAGCCGCGUGCAACACGGGCCCUGCGUCUACACCUUCGUGCUGCCCGAGCUGGACGCGGGCUGCGCGGGCGACGCGCUCAGCAACAACGCGCUGCAGCGGGACGCGCCCCACGCCGAGCCCGAGCCCCCCGCGCGCCGGCUGCAGCACCUGGAGCACGCGAUGGAGAACUACACGCAGUGGCUGCAGAAGCUUGAGAAUUACAUUGUGGAAAAUAUGAAGUUGGAGAUGGCCCAGAUACAACAGAAUGCAGUUCAGAACCACACAGCCACCAUGCUGGAGAUCGGGACCAGCCUCCUGACGCAGACCGCAGAGCAGACCCGGAAGCUGACAGAUGUGGAGACUCAGGUACUGAAUCAGACUUCUCGACUUGAAAUACAACUGCUGGAGAAUUCAUUGUCAACAUAUAAACUAGAGAAGCAACUUCUUCAACAGACAAAUGAAAUUCUAAAAAUUCACGAAAAAAACAGUUUGUUAGAGCAUAAAAUCUUAGAAAUGGAGGGAAAGCACAAGGAAGAGUUGGAUACUUUAAAGGAGGAGAGAGAGAACCUGCAAAGCUUGGUUACCCGCCAGUCACACAUAAUCCAGGAGCUGGAGAAGCAGCUGAUCAGAGCAACCAGCAACAACAGCAUGCUCCAGAAACAGCAGCUGGAGCUCAUGGACACGGUGCACAACCUUGUCGACCUGUGCACUAAAGACGGUGUUUUGCUAAAGGGAGGAAAAAAAGAGGAAGAGAAACCAUUUAGAGACUGUGCAGAUGUAUAUCAAGCUGGUUUUAAUAAAAGUGGAAUCUACACUAUUUAUAUUAAUAAUAUGCCAGAACCCAAAAAGGUAUUUUGCAAUAUGGAUGUGAAUGGGGGAGGCUGGACUGUAAUUCAACAUCGGGAAGAUGGGAGUCUAGAUUUCCAAAGAGGCUGGAAGGAAUAUAAAAUGGGCUUCGGGAACCCAUCCGGUGAGCACUGGCUGGGGAACGAGUUCAUCUUCGCCAUCACCAGCCAGAGGCAGUGCACGCUGCGCAUCGAGCUGCUGGACUGGGAAGGCAACCGCGCCUACUCGCAGUAUGACAGAUUCCACAUAGGGAACGAGAAGCAGAACUACAGGCUGUAUUUGAAGGGCCACUCGGGGACCGCGGGGAAGCAGAGCAGCCUGAUCCUGCAUGGCGCCGACUUCAGCACAAAGGACGCGGACAACGACAACUGCAUGUGCAAGUGUGCGCUUAUGCUGACUGGAGGCUGGUGGUUUGACGCCUGCGGCCCCUCCAAUCUGAAUGGGAUGUUCUACGCUGCAGGGCAGAACCACGGGAAGCUGAACGGAAUCAAGUGGCACUACUUCAAGGGGCCUAGCUACUCCCUACGCUCCACCACCAUGAUGAUUCGGCCUCUGGACUUCUGAAGGCAUAGUGUGCAGGAAUCAAAGCAGCAGAGCCUGGGGAGCCGCCGGGUGCUAGAGGGAUGAAAGCGUCACACCAGCAACACUGACUCCUGCCGGUCACAAGUGGACGUCCCGAAGGUCCUUGGCUGUGCCUUGGGGCCCCUGAGCUCAGAUGGCUCUUCUGGCCACUCUGUGCCACUCCCUGUCACAGCUUAAGAAGGGGAGGGACUGCGGGCUGUGCUCACACUCCUCCUGGAUUGUACCGCAGAACUGCAAGCGCAGGUGAGGAGCGCGGCUUAUUUCAUGGAAAAUCAGAGAAAGAAAGGGUAGACGCGAAGACUGGAAACAGGAUGUACUGCAUCAGCGAAACAGUGUUAUCGCUGUGCAAACCUACUAACAGAUAAGUUUCUACUAUUGUACACUUUUGAUAAAAAAGGUUCAAAAA